UGAUCGCUACGCCCGGGUCAUCGGAUCGCGCGUAUCUUACGGUAGGAGGAGCUGGCGGGAUUGUCGUAGAGGCGCAGAGAAUAUUGCUUUUGUAUAAGGAUUUUCUGAGUGGUUGCACCUGAGGUGAACCAGUUACAUUUCACAGUUACCUUAGCUGAUCGUGCCGUUGUAGAUUUCAAGGGAAGACAUUUAGUUGUCAAUUUCAUUUUUGCGCCCGACUGUGUAAGCAAGCGGUUCAAGUCCACCAGUGAUAUAUAUAGCUGCAAAUAAAGAAGACGUUGACUUUCGCGACCAUGGAGAAUGGCACCAAAGAAAAAGAUGAGCUAGGGGCUGCCUACCUUCAGGAAACAUUUGAUGUUGGUGGUACUGCGGACGAGUAUGGGAAAGCAGGUGAAGACAAAGCUGUAAAAACUCCUUUAGUGAAACAUGCUCCAGAAAAAGAAAAAGGAAAGAAGGGAAAGAAGGGUAAAGAAAAGGACAAAGACAAGCUUGAUGAUCUCAAACAAGAACUGGAAAUGGAUGAGCACAAGAUAGCACUUGAUGAUCUUGAAGCCAUGUUUGGCACUGAUCUGCAAAAGGGUCACACUCAGCAGAAGGCUGAUGAAAUCUUUGAGCGGGAUGGACCCAAUGCUCUGACUCCACCACCAACAACCCCUGAAUGGGUGAAAUUCUGCAAACAGCUGUUCAGUGGCUUUGCCAUGCUGCUAUGGAUUGGUGCUAUUCUAUGUUUUAUUACUUUUGCAAUCAAAGCAUCCACAAUGGAGGAACCUGAUAAAGAUGAUCUUUACCUUGGAAUAGUUCUUGCCACAGUGGUUAUCAUAACUGGAUGUUUCUCCUAUUAUCAGGAAGCCAAGAGUUCUAAGAUUAUGGAGAGUUUCAAGAAAAUGGUACCACAGGAAGCUACUGUCCUCAGAAAUGGGGAGAAACAAAACAUAAAUGCAGAAAAACUUGUGCUGGGAGAUGUUAUAUUUGUGAAGUUUGGAGACAGAGUGCCUGCAGAUAUCCGUAUACUUGAAGCACGUGGUUUCAAGGUCGACAACUCAUCUCUCACUGGUGAAUCAGAGCCCCAAGCCCGCACUCCAGAAUUCUCCCAUGACAAUCCUUUGGAGACAAGGAAUUUGGCAUUUUUUUCAACAAAUGCAGUUGAAGGAACCUGUACUGGUGUUGUUGUUCAAACAGGCGACAACACUGUCAUGGGACGCAUCGCCAACUUAGCCAGUGGAUUAGGGUCAGGGAAGACACCCAUUGCCUUGGAAAUUGAACAUUUCAUUCACAUUAUCACGGGAGUUGCUGUAACUCUUGGAGUAACAUUCUUCAUUCUUUCACUAAUCCUUGGAUACCACUGGCUCACUGCCUGCAUCUUUUUAAUUGGGAUUAUUGUUGCCAACGUGCCCGAGGGACUUCUUGCCACCGUUACAGUUUGUCUAACUCUCACUGCUAAACGCAUGGCAGCCAAAAACUGCUUGGUGAAGAACUUAGAGUCAGUGGAAACUCUGGGAAGUACAUCCACCAUUUGCUCAGACAAGACAGGAACUUUGACACAAAACAGAAUGACUGUGGCUCACAUGUGGUUUGACAACAAAAUCUUUGAAGCUGAUACAACGGAAGACCAGUCAGGAACUCCAAUGGAAAAGACAGAAACCUGGUCUGCUCUCUCUAAAGUGGCAGGUUUAUGCAAUCGUGCUGAAUUUAAGGCAGAUCAAGGCGGUGUACCCAUACUCAAAAGAGAGACAAAUGGAGAUGCCUCAGAAUCUGCUUUACUGAAAUGCAUCGAACUACAAGUAGGAAAUGUGGUUAAAAUGCGCGAGAACAACAAAAAGGUAGCAGAAAUUCCAUUCAACUCCACCAACAAAUACCAAGUGUCCAUUCACGAACAGGAAGGAAAUGAGGAUCCUCGCUAUCUUCUGGUGAUGAAGGGUGCUCCAGAGAGAAUUUUAGAUCGCUGUUCCACAAUUCUUCUAAACGGAAAAGAAGAGCCAUUAGACGAGGCCUUGAAAGAAGCCUUUGAGAGAGCGUACUUGGAAUUGGGUGGAAUGGGAGAGCGUGUGUUGGGUUUUUGCCACUUUUACCUGGAUGCUGAAAAAUUUCCACGAGGAUUUGGGUUUGUAUGCGAUGAGCCCCCCAAUUUUCCUCUGGAAGACUUGUGCUUUGUUGGCUUAAUGUCCAUGAUUGAUCCUCCUCGUGCUGCUGUUCCUGAUGCGGUCAGCAAAUGCCGCAGUGCAGGAAUCAAAGUCAUCAUGGUUACAGGUGAUCAUCCAAUCACAGCCAAGGCCAUCGCAAGAGGCGUAGGAAUCAUAUCUGAAGAGACAGAAACUGUGGAGGACAUAGCCGAGAGGCUGGGUGUCCCAGUGGCUGAUGUGAAUCCGCGUGAUGCAAAGGCCAUCGUUGUACACGGAGGACAGCUUAAGGAUGUCUCAAGUGAACAGCUAGAUGAUAUCUUGAAGAACCACACAGAAAUUGUAUUUGCCAGGACCUCUCCACAGCAGAAACUGAUCAUUGUAGAAGGCUGCCAGCGACAGGGAUCCAUUGUCGCUGUGACAGGAGAUGGUGUCAAUGAUUCUCCAGCUUUGAAGAAAGCUGACAUAGGUAGUUUUCUACAUGAAAAAAACUUCCUAGUUUUUGAGUUCUUUAAAGUUGUCGCUCAGAUGACUUCCAUAGAGACUUACUUGUAAGAAUUUGGUCGUUUGAUCUUUGACAACUUGAAGAAGUCCAUCGCUUACACAUUGACCAGUAACAUCCCCGAGAUCACUCCUUUCUUGAUGUUCAUCAUAAUCGGCAUUCCUCAACCUCUGGGCAUCAUUACAAUCCUUUGUAUUGACCUGGGUACUGACAUGGUUCCUGCCAUUUCUUUGGCGUACGAGAAAGCAGAGAGUGAUAUCAUGAAGAGGAAACCUAGAGAUCCCUUACAUGAUAAACUUGUUAAUGAAAGGCUAAUUGCCAUGACUUAUGGACAAAUAGGUUUCAUUCAGGCUUUGGGUGGCUUCUUCACUUAUUUCGUCAUUAUGACUGAAAAUGGUUUCUUUCCAACUCGUCUGUUUGGUAUUCGAGCAGAAUGGGAAGACAGGGACAAUCAAAGCGUACCUGACAGCUAUGGACAGGAAUGGACGUACAGCCAGAGGAAGAUUUUGGAGUACACGUGUCACACAGCUUUCUUUGUGAGCAUUGUAGUGGUACAGUGGGCUGAUCUGAUCAUCUGUAAAACUCGAAAGAAUUCCAUUCUUAAGCAGAAAAUGACUAACAACGCCCUAAACUUUGGCCUGGUCUUUGAAACUGCUCUCGCUGUACUGCUGUGCUACACACCUGGUCUAUCUACUGGUCUGCGGAUGUACCCAUUACUCGCUCAAUGGUGGUUUCCAGCCAUUCCUUUCAGCCUUUUGAUCUUUGUGUACGAUGAGUGUCGUAGAUACAUCAUCCGAAGACAUCCGGGAUGUUGGCUGGAACAAGAAACUUACUACUGAUCGAAACUAAAGCGAGUGUGAUGCUGUCUUGCGGAUGGACAGGGUUCGAAUUGCAUCAUUUUGAAGGCGGAUUGGAUCACGAAAGACUGAUUGUUAAAUGCCUAUUGCGCUUAUGAAUGUUUCAGAGUGAAUUUAUCUGCCUUGAAUAUUACAAAGGCACGUUGCCAUGAUUUUAUUACUACCAAACGCGUGUAGCCGUUUUUCAUUUACCCGAACAAAUUUUGAUAGUUCAAGGAUUUUUCGUCCUUUCCCUCCUCGUAAAUUGAAUGAAAUUGAAAAUAUUGAUGAGUUGAACAUUUCUUUUAACUCGAAACGAGGUUUGUGCCUUUCGAAGGGAAAAGAUAUUUUUGACAAUCCACACUGAUAAUUACUUACUCAUUCCGUACAGAAUUAGUUAUAACGUACAUGAGCAAUUAAAAUGAGCAUUUUUAAAUGUU
Molecule: messenger RNA, 3895 nt
Organism: Stylophora pistillata
Lineage: Eukaryota; Metazoa; Cnidaria; Anthozoa; Scleractinia; Pocilloporidae
Product: sodium/potassium-transporting ATPase subunit alpha-3-like
Biological process (GO): proton transmembrane transport; potassium ion import across plasma membrane; sodium ion export across plasma membrane
Cellular component (GO): plasma membrane
Molecular function (GO): ATP binding; ATP hydrolysis activity; P-type sodium:potassium-exchanging transporter activity
Source: RefSeq, a predicted model, not a curated record